Messenger RNA from Beta vulgaris subsp. vulgaris (sugar beet), 1712 nucleotides. Its product is annotated as protein STRICTOSIDINE SYNTHASE-LIKE 13. The record is from RefSeq and is a predicted model, not a curated record. Gene Ontology annotation, biological process: biosynthetic process. Lineage: Eukaryota; Viridiplantae; Streptophyta; Magnoliopsida; Caryophyllales; Amaranthaceae. Gene Ontology annotation, molecular function: strictosidine synthase activity. The coding region runs from base 256 to 1488 and encodes 410 amino acids. The transcript is spliced from 4 exons.
UGUAGGUUGAAUAAACAGUACAAAUGUCAUUGGCCAACAGAUCAAAAGAAACAACUUACUCUUCAACCAAAACCAACUAUAAAACUUCGUCACAAGUACUACAUGCUCUUUUUCUAAAUCCUACCAAAUGCUGCUUCAAUUUCUCACCUUCUUUGCAUAACAUCUAUCUCUCUACAUCAAAACUGUCUCUUCUUUCUUCUUUCAUUCUUCUUCUUGAAGCCAAAAGAUUUAUCAAGGAAAAAAUAAAGGCAUUAGAUGGAGAAGAAAAUUGCAAUUAAAGAUGAGGCUUUAGUACAACAUCCAUUUCUUCUUGUAUUAGUUGUUGUAUUGGGCUUCAUAUUAAUGGACCCAUUUGAAAUGGGUCCAUUGGGCGGCCAUGAAUUCAAGCCCGUUACUAAUCAAAUUGCACCUUACAAGGAAGUCAUGAAAUAUUGGCCUAGAGACAACCAAAGUCGAUUGGGCCAACAUGCCAAAUUGGAGUUUGUAGAUCAAGUUUUUGGGCCGGAGUCAUUGGAGUUUGAUAAUUUGGGUCGAGGCCCAUAUACUGGUUUGGCAGAUGGUCGGAUUGUAAGGUGGAUGGGGGAGAAAAUUGGAUGGGAAACAUUUGCAACUGUGACGUCAACUUGGUCAAUGAAAGUAUGUGGCCAAGGAGUUGACUCAACAACACCAAAACAAUGGAGGUUCGAGCAGUUGUGUGGGCGCCCAUUGGGCCUAAGGUUCGACAAAGAAUAUGGAAAUUUGUACAUUGCUGAUGCUUACUAUGGGCUUCUUGUUGUUGGGCCUGAGGGAGGUCUUGCUACUCCUUUGGCAACACAUGUAGGUGGUGAUCCAAUCCUAUUUGCAAAUGAUCUUGAUAUUCACAAAAAUGGCUCCAUUUUUUUCACUGACACUAGCAAGAGAUACAACAGAGUGAACCACUUUCUAAUAUUAUUGGAGGGAGAAGCCACUGGAAGGCUUCUUAGAUAUGAUCCAUCUACCAAAGAAACACAUGUGGUUUUGGAUGGUUUGGCUUUUCCUAAUGGAGUUCAAUUAUCUAAACACCAAACUUUCCUCCUCUUCACCGAGACUACUAAUUGCAGGCUCUUGAAGUUGUGGCUUGAGGGUCCAAAAACAGGCCAAGUAGAAGUGGUAGCAAAUUUGCCAGGAUUUCCAGACAACGUAAGACUCAACGAAAAGGGUGAAUUUUGGGUAGCCAUAGAUUGUUGUAGGACAGCACCCCAAGAGUUGUUGAUCCACAACCCAUGGCUAAGGCGAAUGUAUUUUCGGAUUCCGCUACCAUUGAAAACCUUGGCUAGGUUGAUGGGGAUGAAGAUGUACACUGUCAUAUCUCUCUUCAAUGAGGAUGGGAAAAUCCUUGAAGUGUUGGAAGAUAAAAAGGGUGUGGUAAUGCAGCUAGUUAGUGAAGUUAGAGAGGUUAAUGGUAAGCUUUGGAUAGGAACUGUGGCUCAUAACCACAUUGCUACAUUGCCUUAUCCUGCCUUAGAUUAAGGCCAAAUGUGGUUUUGAAUCGAUGAAGUUGGUUUUGUUUUAGAGAUGAUCGUUUUGUUGAUGUUUUGGAAUUGCAUGUAACAACUUGAAUUAUUAGAUUUUAGAGGGACUGAUUGAAUAAAUACAUAACUUAGAUAUUCUAUGUACUGUCUAAUAAUUCGUAGAUUGGUUAUGUGAGUUUAGACCUAACAAAAUUGACGUGUACCUAUACUUGAUUUACAAUU